AUGGCCAAGUCUAAGAACCAUACCAACCACAACCAGAUCAAGAAGGCUCACCGAAACGGUAUCAAGCGAGUCAAGACCCACAAGUACCGAUCUCUUAAGGGUGUCGAUGCCAAGUUCCGACGAAACCACCGAUACGCUCUUGCUGGCAACGCCAAGGCUCUUGCCGAGCGACGAGCCGAGAAGGCUUAA
Molecule: messenger RNA, 189 nt
Organism: Yarrowia lipolytica CLIB122
Lineage: Eukaryota; Fungi; Ascomycota; Dipodascomycetes; Dipodascales
Source: RefSeq, a predicted model, not a curated record